GUUACCGUGCAUAGUGCUUUGGGGAGAGACAGACUCCAAGAGUGCAGUUCAUUUCACGUGUCUUUAAGUCAUUGUCUGAUAUUAUCCAGAGCUGAAUGUGUGAUUCAUGCUUACUACUAUAUUCUUGCUUUGCAGUUCUUACACAAUUUUUUUUCUUAUUUACUUCUAUUAGUAAAUAAAAAACUUAUAAAACUGUCAUUAUUAUAUAACAACUAUACGUAUUAUGAUGUUAUUAUUUAGUUAUGUUGUUGCUUGGUUACAUUUGAUGCCUCCGCACGUGGGAAGCUACCGGUUUGAAAGACGCGGCUUCACUUGCUUUUCUGCACCAAGAUGGCAAGAAUCAGACGAUUUGAGAAAGCUGUUUGCUGGAGCGACGACAGAUACUGGGCAACUUGGGACAAGUGGGGAGAGGUGAUUGACUGGGGAGAUGAGAAAGAGCUGUGCUCCCCAGCAGAAUCACCUUCUGACCAGGCUGACAGUUCCACUGAGUCACAUUCCCGAAGGCGAAUUGACAAGGCAGUUAGCUGGACGGAUGAUGCUUAUUGGGCAGCCUGGGACAAGUGGGAAGAGAUCAUCUGCUGGGGUGAUGAAGAGGAGUGCUCCCAAGUAACUCCACCCACUAGCCAGCUUGGGAGGGAUAAGGGGAUAGAUGUACAUGGGUUGGAGGCUUUUGUGAUAAAUAACAGGACAAUCUCCAUAAAGCCUGUAGACAACCACCAAGACAGUCUGAAGAUAGGAGCUGUGCUGGUAGACCUCUGCCAGUUUGAUCUCGAAUAUUUAGAUCAAAGUAAAUUUAAUUUUGAAAUUGUGCAAGUACAAAUUGGAGAAGUUGAAGUGGAGGAGACUAGAGAAAAGUCUUUUGAAAAAGCAUUUGAAUUGGAAAUUGUGGAUGUGGCAGUAGAAGUUAUAAACAGUGAAUUCCAGCCGAAUGCUAUAAAUUUGGAUAUUGUUGAAACUAAGGUGGACAAAUUAUUAUUGGAAGAACUGAUCAUUGGCGAUUUAGAAGCAGGCAAUGUGAAGGUGUCAGUGUCAAAUGGCAAUGUGGUGAAGGUACCCUUAAGGUACCCUUCGCCACAGAGGAACAGAAGGACCAGGCAACCUUAGACCAUACUCUCUGGUGGUUGACUCGUGGCAACUGGACUUGUCUCUGAAAGUUAGAAACGUUUCGCUGCUUAUCCAAGCAGCUUCUUCAGCCUGAGGGAGGUAGUAAGUGUCCACAUAUUUAUCCUCCUGGGUAAGUAGUCUAAGGGGGCUCGUUGAGUGAAACAAAGUGGGGGGGGGGGGAGUUGCGGGUAGAUGUAACCAGUCCCUCCUACUCCAAUAGAGUGGGUCGUUAAGGGUGGCCCACCUGGUGGAGGUGUGAAUUGGGUCUGUUUUUUUCCUGGGAAUUAUUUUUGUUUUGGCAAAUGAUGAGAGGGCCGCAGGUUAAAUUGGAGACAGGUUGUGCCUAAUGCCUCUACCUCUGUUGAGUGAGGGGUUGUGCAUUUGCACAUGCAAAGCUGCUUGGACGAGCGGUGAAACGUUUCUACCUUUCAGAGAGGUACAAUGUCUUUGGAUAUCUUUUGUCUUGUGCAGUCUGGGAGUUGACUGAAUGCUGGG
Messenger RNA from Brienomyrus brachyistius, 1599 nucleotides. RefSeq lists its product as uncharacterized. NCBI's taxonomy places the organism in Eukaryota, Metazoa, Chordata, Actinopteri, Osteoglossiformes, Mormyridae. The record is from RefSeq and is a predicted model, not a curated record. The transcript is spliced from 2 exons. The coding region runs from base 331 to 1104 and encodes 257 amino acids.